Emys orbicularis (European pond turtle) is the source of this 3487-nucleotide messenger RNA. It is a transcript of the gene SPECC1L, whose product is annotated as sperm antigen with calponin homology and coiled-coil domains 1 like. Gene Ontology annotation, cellular component: filamentous actin; microtubule organizing center. The record is from RefSeq and is a predicted model, not a curated record. The transcript has 16 exons. Gene Ontology annotation, molecular function: protein binding. Bases 134 to 3487 code for a protein of 1117 amino acids. NCBI's taxonomy places the organism in Eukaryota, Metazoa, Chordata, Testudines, Emydidae. Gene Ontology annotation, biological process: actin cytoskeleton organization.
ACCACCCCUCCCUGCCCGGUCGCUGCUGUCGGGUCUCGGAGCGGCUUCCCCGGAGCCGGGCGUGUGACGAAGCGAGAGUGGAGGCGGCGCUGCCCGAUUUGUUUGUAAAUGCAUCACAAAGAGGCAGCCCAGAAUGAAGAAAGCAAGCAGGUCUGUUGGCUCAGUGCCCAAAGUGCCCGGGAUAAAUAAAACAAUAGAAAAAAUCAAACCAGAAAACGGCUCCUCAGUGUCUGCAGUAACAAAACUCUCAAAAACUGGAACAUCAACAUCCCUGCUGAAGACAAAAAGUAAUGAUGACCUUUUAGCGGGAAUGGCUGGUGGUGGGGUGACUAUGACCAAUGGUGUGAAGGCAAAGAAGAGCACCUGCACAUCCACAGCAUCUUCAGCUUCAGGGACCGCCAUGAACAACCUGGAGAAUAAGCCCAAGACUAUUACAGGUACGAGCUCCACAGCCAAGCGUAGCACUUCAUCUGGAAAUAAAGAAUCUAGCUCUUCUAGGGAAAGAAUACGCGAUCGUUCCCGUCUGAACCAAAGCAAAAAACUGCCUUUGACAGGACAGGGGACUAAUGAUACCAUUCUGGCAAAACGCUCCCGUAGUCGUACUAAUCCAGAGUCUGAUGUUCGGAUGAGUAAAUCCAAAUCGGACAAUCAAAUCAGUGACAAAGCUGCUUUGGAAGCUAAAGUGAAAGAUCUUCUGACUUUAGCAAAAACUAAAGAUGUGGAGAUUUUACACUUGAGGAAUGAACUCAGAGAUAUGCGUGCUCAGCUGGGCCUUAAUGAAGAUCAGCAUGAGGGUGAUGAGAAGUCUGAGGAAAAAGAGGCCAUUAUUGUUCACCAGCCAACUGAUGUAGAGUCUACAUUAUUAGUGUUACAAGAGCAAAACACUGCCAUCCGAGAAGAGCUCAACCAAUUGAAGAAUGAGAAUCGAAUGUUGAAGGACAGAUUAAAUGCAUUGGGCUUUUCUUUGGAACAAAGGCUAGACAACUCUGAGAAACUCUUUGGCUACCAAUCUUUGAGCCCAGAGAUCACAACUGGUAACCACAGUGAUGGUGGUGGCACUCUUACAUCUUCAGUGGAAGGUUCUGCUCCUGGUUCAAUGGAAGAUUUGUUGAGUCAGGACGAAAACACCUUAAUGGACAAUCAGCAUAGUAACUCCAUGGAUAAUUUAGACAGUGAGUGCAGUGAAGUUUAUCAGCCACUUACAUCAAGUGAUGAUGCCUUAGAUGCUCCAUCGUCUUCAGAGUCUGAAGGAGUACCAAGCAUAGAAAGAUCUAGGAAAGGAAGCAGUGGCAAUGCAAGUGAAGUUUCUGUAGCUUGUCUGACAGAACGGAUACACCAGAUGGAAGAGAACCAGCAUAGUACAGCUGAGGAGCUUCAAGCAACACUUCAGGAACUUGCAGAUUUACAACAAAUAACUCAAGAGCUGAACAGUGAGAAUGAAAGACUUGGAGAAGAAAAAGUAAUUCUUAUGGAAUCCUUGUGCCAGCAGAGUGACAAGUUAGAACACUUCAGCCGACAGAUUGAAUAUUUUCGCUCCCUUUUAGAUGAACAUCACAUCUCAUAUGUUAUUGAUGAAGAUAUGAAAAGUGGGAGGUAUAUGGAGUUAGAGCAACGUUAUAUGGACCUUGCUGAGAAUGCUCGUUUUGAACGAGAGCAACUGCUGGGUGUCCAGCAGCAUCUGAGCAACACUUUGAAGAUGGCAGAGCAAGAUAACAAGGAGGCCCAAGAAAUUAUAGGGGCACUGAAAGAACGGAACCACCACAUGGAACGAAUUAUUGAGUCAGAGCAGAAAAGUAAGGCAGCAUUAGCAGCCACCUUAGAGGAGUACAAAGCCACAGUAGCCAGUGACCAGAUUGAGAUGAACAGGCUAAAGGCUCAGCUGGAGCAUGAAAAGCAAAAAGUGGCUGAACUGUACUCUAUACACAACUCUGGAGAUAAAUCAGAUAUACAAGAUUUACUGGAGAGUGUCAGGCUGGACAAGGAAAAAGCAGAGACUUUGGCCAGCAGUCUGCAGGAAGAGCUGGCUCUCACUCGCAAUGAUGCCAAUCGAUUGCAGGAUGCCAUUGCUAAGGUUGAAGAUGAAUACAGAGUCUUCCAAGAAGAAGCCAAGAAGCAAAUUGAGGAUCUCAAUAUGACUCUAGAAAAGCUUCGGGCAGAGCUGGAAGAAAAAGAGACUGAAAGAAGUGACAUGAAAGAAACCAUCUUCGAGUUGGAAGAUGAAGUAGAGCAGCAUCGAGCUGUGAAACUUCAUGACAACCUCAUCAUAUCUGACUUAGAGAAUACAGUUAAAAAACUUCAGGACCAAAAGCAUGACAUGGAAAGAGAAAUAAAGACUCUUCACAGGAGGCUACGGGAGGAGUCCGCAGAAUGGCGUCAGUUCCAAGCUGAUCUACAGACUGCCGUGGUCAUAGCAAAUGAUAUCAAAUCUGAGGCCCAGGAGGAGAUAGGGGACCUAAAGCGUAGACUGCAUGAGUCUCAGGAGAAAAAUGAAAAGCUCACUAAAGAGCUGGAAGAAAUAAAGUCACGCAAGCAGGAAGAGGAACGUGGCCGGGUAUACAAUUACAUGAAUGCUGUAGAGAGGGAUUUGGCAGCUCUGAGACAAGGAAUGGGUCUGAGUCGCAGGUCAUCCACUUCCUCGGAGCCAACUCCCACCGUAAAAACACUAAUCAAAUCCUUCGACAGUGCUUCACAAGUUCCAAGCCCUGCCACAGCCACAAUUCCUCGCACUCCUCUCAGUCCAAGCCCGAUGAAAACACCCCCAGCAGCUGCAGUGUCUCCUAUGCAGAGGCAUUCUAUAAGUGGACCAAUAUCAUCCUCCAAACCCCUUACACCUUUGUCAGACAAAAGACCAAGCUAUGCAGAAAUCCCUGUUCAAGAACAUUUGUUGAGAACUUCCUCUACCAGCAGACCAGCCUCAUUGCCAAGAGUACCUGCCAUGGAAAGUGCCAAAUCUAUUUCAGUGUCUAGACGAAGUAGUGAAGAAAUCAAACGGGACAUUAGUGCACCUGACGGAGCAUCUCCAGCCUCUCUCAUGGCAAUGGGAACCACCUCACCACAACUCUCUCUCUCCUCCUCUCCUACAGCGUCUGUCACCCCUACAACACGAAAUCGAAUAAGGGAAGAAAGGAAAGACCCUUUAUCUGCUCUUGCAAGAGAAUAUGGAGGUUCCAAAAGAAAUGCCUUGCUGAAGUGGUGUCAGAAGAAAACCGAAGGAUAUCAGAAUAUUGACAUCACAAACUUCAGCAGCAGUUGGAAUGAUGGGUUGGCCUUCUGUGCAGUCCUCCAUACUUACCUCCCAGCUCACAUUCCGUAUCAAGAACUGAACAGCCAGGACAAGAGAAGAAACUUCACUCUGGCCUUUCAGGCAGCUGAAAGUGUUGGCAUCAAAUCUACUCUGGACAUCAAUGAAAUGGUGCGAACUGAGCGUCCAGACUGGCAGAAUGUCAUGCUGUAUGUUACAGCAAUUUACAAAUACUUUGAAACUUGA